UGUCCCACUCCUCCCUGAAGCCGCUGGCGGGGCGGUAACGCGUGCAGUUAAGGGUACCGCGCCCCAGCUCCCCUCCCUCAGCCCCGUCGCCCCGCCCUCGCGGGGCUGGGCGGCCGGGCCGGGCGGAGCGGAGCGGGUUACUGCAGUUUUCAUAUAGUAUGGAAGAAGAGGAGUUUUUUGGAGAAAAAACAUUCCAGCAUUAUUGUAAAGAAUUUAUCAAACAUUCACAGCAGAUAGGUGAUGGCUGGGAAUGGAGAACUUCAAAGGACUGUUCUGAUGGAUACAUGUGCAAAAUGCAUUUUCAAAUUAAAAAUGGGACAGUGGUGUCACAUCCAGGGGCAUCUGCCCAUGGACAGACGUGUCUUCCCAUGGAGGAGGCUUUCGAGUUACCCCUGGAUGAUUCUGAAGUGACUGAGGCUGCAGCAGCAACCGAAGUGAUUAAAUAUGAGUAUCAUGUAUUAUAUUCCUGCAGCUACCAAGUGCCAGUGCUUUACUUUAGGGCAAGCUUUUUAGAUGGGAGACCUUUAUCUCUGAAGGACAUAUGGGAAGGUGUCGGUGAGUGCUACAAGACACGGCUGCAGCAGGGGCCCUGGGACACUAUUACCCAACAGGAGCACCCCAUCCUGGGCCAGCCCUUCUUCGUCCUUCAUCCCUGCAGAACCACUGAGCUCAUGAGUCCUGUGGUAAAGAAUUCUCGGAAAAUCAAUAGGAACAUCAACUACAUCACGUCUUGGCUGAGCAUUGUUGGGCCAGUCGUUGGGCUGACUCUACCUCUAAGUUAUGCCAGAGCAUCCUCUCAGGACGAGUGAAUGUCAGUCUUCAAGAGUCUGCCCUUGAGCCAGGGAGCUUAGAAAUGGCAGCAGGAAGAACACUGAGAGUCUAUGUGCCCACCCUUGUUUUGAUAGCACUGCUGCUGUGAGUUUCCAGCUCACCAAGAUUUUGACGUGGAUUUUUUUCCCUUGGAAGCAAACGUCUGCAGCAGCUGAUAAACCGUGUAUUUAGGAGGAGUAACUCAAAGACAUAAAUCAAUAUAAAUAGCAGAAAAGUGACUCUAACUCAAUGAAGGAAAUACUGACAUCAUUAGGGCAUUUUCAAGUCAUUCUUUUAUAUUUCUGAGACUUGGUUUCUUCAUCUUUGAUGUAGGAAUAACAAGCUACCUUAAUAGGGUUGCUGUGAGAACCACAGGAGAUCAUUAAUACAUGAAAAAAUAUUGUCAAGUUUAUUCUUUCUAUAAACAUUCAUUAAAUGGUCACCUCUCUUAAUAUUUGAUUGUUAUUCACCCAGUCUGUCAGUAAGUUUACUAGCCAGUAAGUUAUUAAGAUGAACCUAACCUUUUUGGUUGGGAGUUGCUUGUUUUGUCUUUCAUUGUAAUUUGCUAGGGGCUGAAACUGAGAGAAAAAUGCAAUUGGCUCUUUAGGGCAUCUAGCUUAGUGCCUCUUAGUGAGGGACACACUGUAGAAUCCCCUGAGGCUCUUUUACAAAUGAUGACCACCACCUUCCAAUACAGCCCCUCUGGGGUGAGUCUGAUGCACAGGCUUUGGGGGAACCUCUGGUCUGCAUGUGCUCUGAGUACGGCAUUCGUUUUACUGUUUUGGUCUCCCAACAGGCCUUUUCAGGUUCUUUGUAUAGCUCUGCCAGGUUGGGCUGACUUCCUAAUGUGCAUUGGCCCAGACUUCCACAUUACUGCGUUCUAGUACCUUAGCAAAUGCUGUAAAUUUUAAGUGUAAAAUUGGAAUCAUGAAGGGGAGUCUGGAGUUCCAAUGCCUCCAACCACCUCAGUGAGGGGUCCUCACAGUUUUUUUGGAGCCUGAGUCCAGGAGGCGCUGGUGCACCAGGCGGGCUCCUGGGGUGAGCCUUUAGGCUGAGAGCUUGUCCCCCGGCCAAUGAAAAGGGCAGAGGCAGCUCUUCCUGUCUGUCCGUUCAGGGCUGAACUCUCAGAGGGAGUGGAAGUAGAGAAAGGGUUAAUUUGAAUUGCUAGAAAAGCUAAAAGUAAAAUUUAAAACGCUGAGCUAUACAUAUUCUUGCUGGGAGGAGAGCCUGCUUACAUGCUUGCUGGGCAUUUGGGUAUUUACCACUUAACAUCUUUUCAACUUCUGCAAGGGAUUUCCCUGCCCCCACUCUCCUUAAUGUGAACACAGAUUCCUCAGCAAGUUGUUUCUCAAGCCAUGUCAUUUCUGGGGUAAAAUAUGUGUUUUAUAUGUAUUAUAUACACACACAAAAAAAAUACUUUUGUCAUCUGGAUUAUGUACUUGUCUGGGAAUGUUAGUUAUCUUUUGCAAACAGAUUCUGAGAUAAUAGUAGUCUGUCAGUUUGGGGCCAGUGUGUAGUUUUUUUUAAGUUAACAUUGUUUUUCUCUUAUUGAUGGAGACCUGAGAGUUCGUGAGUGGCAGAAACGAGUUCUGAAGCGCUCCUGUAGGUUGUGGGGACCUCCCUUCCCGGAUGGAUCCCGCUCUUCAGGCAGCUGUUUCUUUUCAGAUUAUUUUUCACUUAAAAAAAACUUUUGAUUUUUGGUUGACAAAAAUUUUCAUUUUUAAUAAUGCAGUUAUAUAACAUGGGAAAGAAAUUUGUUUUGUCAAAGUAACAGUCCUUUCUCUGGAAUAUGAGGGUUUUUUUCCUUUGGUUUUCCUCUCUCCCUAACCUAAUUCAAAGCCCCUUCAGCCUGAAAUAAGGCUAGUUAAAACUGCUACCAGCCACUCUCCUAAACUCUGCCUUUUUGUGUGGCCAUGGAAAAAUUGCUUCACCUCUUUGGGACUCAGUUUCCUCAUUUGUUAGCUGUGUGAUCUGUGAGCUCACUCCAGUCCUUGGGUUUGUGAAAUAGGGAGAAAUCUAGAGGUCCACACUGUGAGUCUGGUUAGCCGCUAGCUGUGUGACUAGGCCAAUUUUCUUAAUCUCUUUUGGUCUUUUACCAUUUCCAUCAGGGAAAAAAAACCCAAAAACCAGAAAACGCCUAUACUAUCUAUCCCACCUACCUAACAAGAGCAUAGAGUAGAUCAAAACAGUACGUAAACCCAGAGGAGCUUCCUAACCAACAGAGCGCCACGUGGCAUAAGGGGGAUAAGGGGUGGCUGGCCCCUGCUCAGGUGGGGAGGCCUGCACACCUACUCCUUCCUGCCUUGUAACAGGGUGCAGCCAA
Molecule: messenger RNA, 3133 nt
Organism: Phyllostomus hastatus (greater spear-nosed bat)
Lineage: Eukaryota; Metazoa; Chordata; Mammalia; Chiroptera; Phyllostomidae
Gene: ATG10
Product: autophagy related 10
Exons: 8
Coding region: 159-809 (216 amino acids)
Biological process (GO): protein modification by small protein conjugation; macroautophagy; protein lipidation
Cellular component (GO): intracellular anatomical structure
Molecular function (GO): Atg12 transferase activity
Source: RefSeq, a predicted model, not a curated record